CUUCGCCUCUCGAAGCCUUGAUACCUCGGCUUCAUAGUGCUAUUUGCGAGCUACCGCGUCCACACUCACGUGAAAAGCAGCGUCACGCUGGUCGUUGUACUCACGAGCGAGGUUACUGAAGCUACCGCGAGAAGAUUUGCCGCCGCGGCGCUCGUGCGGCUCGUAAAGCCAAGGUUGGAUCGCUGGCGUAGCAAGGCCUUAUACGGCGGCGCGGCGUCCGGCUGACCCGUUCUGGGUGCCCACGAGCAUUCGCACGCGGCAGCUGUUGGGCGUGGACAAAGCGAAGGCACGAGCACGCAUUGCUGUCGCUCAGCCGCUACCGCGGAAGGCGGUGCCGACGAGGCGCCCGGUGGCCACCUCGUCGGGUAGACCUCGACACACACCGCCGCCGCCGCUGCACAACGAGCGCGCGCGCCCACCCAACCCCCCUCGCAGAAUAUUUCAAAGAUGAAGCUCGCGAUCGCCCUCUGCCUCUCGUCGGCGGCGGCCUUCCAGGCGCCCGCGGCGGCGCCGGCCUCGACGGCGCUCCGCGCCGUCGACGAGUCGACGCUCGGCGUGCAGGCGCCGGCGGGCUUCCUCGACCCGCUCGGCUUCGUCGCCAAGGACGGCCCGGAGGCGUUCGUCCGCCGCCGCGCCGUCGAGCGCAAGCACGGCCGCAUCGCCAUGGUCGCGAUCACGGGCGUGCUCGUGCACAACGCGCAGAUCGAGUUCCCCGGCUACCUCUCCAAGUCGGCCGACCUCAAGUUCUCGGACGUGCCGGACGGCCUCGGCGGCUUCUUCUCCAUCCCCGCGGCGGGCAUCGCCCAGAUCCUCGCCUUCUGCGCGCUCGUCGAGCUCGCGUGGUGGCCCGCGAACAACUACUCGGGCGACUACGGCUGCGGCUUCUUCGGCACGUCGUACAACGACGACCCGGAGACCAAGGCCACGAAGCUCAACGCCGAGCUCGCCAACGGCCGGCUCGCGAUGCUCGGCAUCGCCGGCGCCAUGUUCGCCGAGGGCCAGACCGGCGAGACGCUCGCGCAGCAGUUCGAGAACCUCUCCUUCUCGAUCGUGUAGAGAGGGCCGUAGCUUGGAGCGCUGGCGGGCGUAACGGAAUGUCCUUUUACUUCGUUCUUAGUGCUCCUAGCGUGGCGGAGCGCU
Pelagomonas calceolata is the source of this 1140-nucleotide messenger RNA. The record is from the annotation of a GenBank genome assembly. Lineage: Eukaryota; Pelagophyceae; Pelagomonadales; Pelagomonadaceae.